AUGAAGAAUCGGCAGGCGCCGAAAUGCGGGAUCGACCUGUCCUUCUUCCUCGGAAUGGCCACCCCGCUCACCAGCCAGAAUUAUCCCAACAAUUAUCCCAGCUCGCACUCCUGCACCUGGAAGUUCUCGUGUCCGGUGGACAUGACGGUCCAAUGCUCCGAUGUGAGACUCCCGUGGAAUCUCUUCUGCAUCUGGGGCGGCUUCACUUUCAAUGGAAAGACAAUCUGUGGAACGAGCACUUACUUUCAAAAUCCAGUAAAUGUUGGGAGAACACUCUCCGCCCGUCUUUAUGCCGCAGGUUACACCGGACCAGGACUCAAAUGCACUGUCACCUGUGGUAAAAAAGCUGCUUGCACUAAGUUCAAGAAAGGAUCGUCCGCAUUGCUCGAGUUGGACUGCGGAAUGUCCCAGUACCCGGGCAAGAGAUCCGGGGACGCCCCGGCGAACUCGACGGGACUGGACCGCAGCGUCGGAGGCACGGUCGUGCCCAGCCAGAAGAAAUAUCCCUGGAUGGUGUGGAUCAGGCUGAAUCCGACGACGCUGUCGGUGCAUUGCGGUGGGUCACUCAUCAACGAUCGAUACGUCCUGACGGCCGCCCACUGCGUCUAUGAGAAUCCCUCCGCCACCUACUAUGUGGUCCUGGGAGAUUUGAAUCGAUAUUCGUCGUCGGAAAGCGUAUCGAUACAGACCCCAGCUCGGGCCAUCCCCCAUGAGCAAUUCCUGAUAAGGAAAUCCGGAUCGACCGUGACGGCGAUCGACCACGACAUCCCCUUGCUGAAGCUGGAAAUGCCGGCGGACUUCCAAGGCUACCCGCACAUUCGGCCGAUCUGCCUCCCCAAACCCGGCGUUUCCGUCGAUGGGGUGCCGGUGACUGUCGCCGGAUGGGGCGCGAUGUCUUUGCUAUUUUCACACCUCGGCAUCCCCACAGUAACAAUGCUGGAGGCGAAUCUUCAGACCGCGAGCGACUCUGUUUGCCAAAAGAACUACGGAUCCCUAUUCACGAAAAACUUCAUCUGCGCGCAGAAGGCUGGAAAGGAUAUCUGCCACGGGGAUUCCGGUGGACCGUUGAUGCACCGAAUCCCAGGAUCGUUCUACUUCAACGUCGGGAUCAACUCGUUCACGAAAGGAUGCGACCCACAGUACGGCGCUGCAUUCGCGGCGACGGCAAAUUACGUGGACAGCUUCAUCGGAAUGUACACCAACGACGCCCAGUGGUGUGCAAUUCCCAGGUUUUAG
This is a messenger RNA of Darwinula stevensoni, 1236 nucleotides long. The record is from the annotation of a GenBank genome assembly. Lineage: Eukaryota; Metazoa; Arthropoda; Ostracoda; Podocopida; Darwinulidae.